This is a messenger RNA of Eucalyptus grandis, 1389 nucleotides long. Its product is annotated as premnaspirodiene oxygenase. Gene Ontology annotation, molecular function: heme binding; oxidoreductase activity, acting on paired donors, with incorporation or reduction of molecular oxygen; monooxygenase activity. The record is from RefSeq and is a predicted model, not a curated record. The transcript has 2 exons. Lineage: Eukaryota; Viridiplantae; Streptophyta; Magnoliopsida; Myrtales; Myrtaceae. Bases 1 to 1389 code for a protein of 462 amino acids.
AUGGCAGGGUCGCUCCCUCACCACUCGCUCCGGGAGUUGGCCAGGAGGCACGGCCCGAUCAUGCGCCUCCAACUAGGCGAGAUCCUGACCAUCGUCAUCUCGUCGGCAGACAUGGUCAAGGAAAUCCUUGGCAAGAAUGAGCUCGCCUUCGCCCAGAGGCCCGAGAUUGCGGCUGUCGAGGUCAUGUCCUAUGAGAACUCGAGCUUCGUGUACUCACCCUACGGCGAGUACUGGAAAGAGAUGCGCAAGAUUUGCAUGUUGGAGCUCCUGAGCAUGAAGAGGGUCCUCUCUUUUAGAUCUAUAAGAGAGGAAGAGUGUUGGAACAUGAUCAAAACAAUACAAUCAUCUCAAGGAAAGCCUGCGAACUUGAGCAAGAUUGUACUGAACUUGAUCAAUGACGUCACCUCGAGGGCAGCAUUUGGUGAGAAAUGUAAAUAUAGAGAUGAGUUCCUUUCUUUCCUCGAGGAAGUGACAUUGCUUGCUGGGGGAUUUGAGCUUCCAGAUCUCUUCCCUUCAAUUUGGUUCUUGCGUUAUCUCUCAAGAAUGAAACCGGCUUUGGAGAGACUGCACAAGAAGAUCGAUGUGAUCCUCGAUCACAUCGUUGCAGAACACGAAGAGAAAUUGAAGGGAAACCGUGGGAACAAUGAGGAAAAAAAUGCAAGAGAAGAUCUUGUGGACGUGCUCUUGAAUCUCCAGAAGAGUAGUGAAACAAACUACUUCAUCAAGCCACACGUCAUAAAAAAUAUCGUCAUGGAAUUAUUUUGUGCUGGUUCAGACACAUCCUCGACGACCACAGUGUGGGCCUUCUCGGAGAUGGUGAGGAACCCCCGAGUGAUGGAGAAGGCGCAGGCCGAGGUCCGAGCCGUCCUCAAGGGAAAGACCCAGGUCCGCGAGCAGGACAUCCAGGGCCUCGAGUACCUGAAGCUUGUCGUCAAGGAGACCCUGAGGAUGCACUCGCCGGGCCCGCUCAUGGCCCGAGAGUCGCGAGAGGCGUGCACGAUCAACGGCUACGAGAUCCCCAAGAAGACCAAGAUUGUGAUCAACACGUAUGCAGUGGGGAGAGACCCCGAGUUCUGGUCCGACCCCGAAUCGUUCGUGCCUGAGAGGUUCCUGAACUCAUCGGUUGAUUUCCGAGGGUCGAGCUUCGAGUACAUACCCUUCGGUGGCGGGAGGAGGAUCUGUCCCGGGAUCAACUUCGGGAUCGCAAACAUUGAGCUCCCCUUGGCUCAGCUCUUGUACCACUUCGACUGGUCUCUGGCCGAUGGGGUUAAGGCGCAAGACCUGGACAUGUCUGAGACUUUCGGGAUCACUUCCAGGAGGAAGACUCCCUUGAUCAUGGUUGCUGAGCCCUGCGUCCCCUUCUCGUACGAUGGAGAUCAUGAUAAGUAG